AUGCUUAGCUUAGGCCUCCAUCCUGAAGACGAUUUGUUUUUAGAUGAGCAAUCUAGAGUUCACAAUGAAUUUCAUUCUCUCCUGACUUGCUCAGAUAAUCCUCAAACAAACUCGUUCUAUAACAACAUAAGUUCAAAAUCCAAGUCCAUGAUCAAACAUCCCACUCAACAGAGGAUUCUAGAAGCGUUGAAUUUUGAUCCAAGGGGGGAUGAAGAACAGAAGUCAAAGAUGAUGACUAGGGCUGCAGUGCAAGUCAUAAUUGCUUAUUACUUCAAGUCUAACACUGGCAAGUUCUUGCAGGUUUUUCCAAAUGAAUCCAUCUUCAUCUCGAGCUUGGUUCGGAUAACCAAACGGACUGGAGAAAGAUUCUUGCAUGAAUACUUCAUGCUCAAUGGGUUUAAGGAGAUGGCCAACCUGAAGCUAUUUCCAUGGAGGAACUACUUCCUCAAAACUUCAAACAAUCUCGUCAUACUCAAAAGACUUAUCCAAUCCCAAAGAGGCUGUUGAACAUCCUCAAGGGAAGAAGUCGGAUCAAAUGUUUUCUUUGAAUAUCAAGAGAUGGAGAUCUUUUUAAUAUUUUAACGAGAUACUUCAUCAAAAGGAUGAGGGAUACAGGUCAUCAAAGAAUUUCAGAUUCUCAAAAAUAAAUUUGGAUA
Molecule: messenger RNA, 656 nt
Organism: Puccinia graminis f. sp. tritici CRL 75-36-700-3
Lineage: Eukaryota; Fungi; Basidiomycota; Pucciniomycetes; Pucciniales; Pucciniaceae
Exons: 1
Coding region: 1-507 (168 amino acids)
Source: RefSeq, a predicted model, not a curated record